AUGUCGUCAUUCCUUAACUCCCUCCGCCCUGGCCUGCGCAUGGCCAAGACGGCCACCCAGACCGCCCGUGCCUUCAGCUCCUCGCCCGCCCACGCCCUCGCCCGUCUGACCGUCACCGGCCGCCUCGGCGCCGACCCCGAGCUGCAGGCUACUGCCUCCGGUCAGGAAGUUAUCAAAUACGUUGUCGGCUCUUCCCACGGCCCCCGCGAUAACCGUCAGACCAGCUGGUUCCGCAUUACCAGCUUUGCUCCCGAGGGUCCCCACCGUGAUUAUCUGCUUAGCAUGACCAAGGGAACACUCGUCCUCGUCGAGGGUGAUGCCAGCCUCCGCACCUACGACGACGCCGAGGGCAAGUCCCGCACCAGCUUGAACGUUAUUCAGCGAUAUAUUGAGGUCCUUAAGCGCCCCUUCAACGCCGACCAGGAAUCUCAACAGUAG
Molecule: messenger RNA, 438 nt
Organism: Penicillium arizonense
Lineage: Eukaryota; Fungi; Ascomycota; Eurotiomycetes; Eurotiales; Aspergillaceae
Product: single-stranded DNA-binding protein
Exons: 3
Coding region: 1-438 (145 amino acids)
Biological process (GO): mitochondrial DNA replication; positive regulation of helicase activity
Cellular component (GO): mitochondrial nucleoid
Molecular function (GO): single-stranded DNA binding
Source: RefSeq, a predicted model, not a curated record